CGAUAACUCAAUACCGAUACACGUGCAACUUCCCCUGAUCAUGACGUUCGCAAGUGUUAUUCGCAUCACUCUCGCUCUGUCUCUUUUCGUCCUUGCUGCACAAACAGUGCCAGUGCCUCAAGAUCCAUCUGCUCUGGGUAGUAUGGAUUUAAACGCCCCUGAUCCUGAUUUAGCGCCCACUUGCAAUCAAGAUAUUGACUCGGGUUCUGUCUCGCUCGCGUCGACCGUCAACACAGUCCCUAUCACCAAUGUGACACCUGUUAAUCGAUACCAACCCAUUGUUCAGGCCUUUGCGCCCAUUGUGCAGUCAACGUGUGGGCUUGACAACCAUGGUGCCGAUGUUUAUGAUGACUACGAUGACUACGAUGACUACGAUGACUACGAUGACUACGAUGACUACGAUGACUACGAUGACUACGAUGACGUUUUUAAUGGUAGCCUCUAUGGCUGCGCUAGCACCAUUGACAACCCCUCUCAGUCAGACCCUCUUCCUCGUGGCAAUGUCUUGAAGCGUCGUCAAUUCCCUCCUAUCAACAGAGAUGUGGAUGUGGAAAGCUGCAGUACCACUGUGCCUCCAUCCACUGUUGAUAUGGGUUCCUUUGUCUCUGCAGUCCCCUCCACGGACGUGAACCCUUCAACGGUUUAUCAACCCCAUGUCCAGGCGUUAGAAUCAGCCAUUGAGGCUGCACCCGCUGAAUCAAGCAUGUUGCCUCAACAGAAUGUGGAUUUAGGCUCAAAUGUUUUUAUUCAACCUCUGACACAAGUUCUGCCCCAAACGACUUAUCAACCAAAAGUGCAACAAUUGACUACGACGAUCGAAGCCACGCCACAAGAAGAUCAGUCUUUACCCCAGUCCAGUGUUGACUUGGGCAGUUCUGUUCAUAUCCGACCCACAGUGGCGGUGAAACCCUUGACGAUCUUUCAACCAACCGUCAAAUCGUUGCCGUUCAUUAUUGAAGUCGAGCCAUGUGUAGAUGAGACUGAGAUUUAUAAGCCCUUUGACUAUGGCAGUGACUCUGCUGCAUAUUAUGGUCAGAGACCAGUCUAUGAUAUGAAUAUGGAUAUGGAUAUGUAUAUGGGUGUUGCCAAUGACAUUGAUCAAUAUGGUCAAGAUUGUUAUUAUUACCGCCCAGAUCAGUUCCAGGGCUUGUAUGGUGAUGAUGCUUUUAAUCAGGGCCUCAUGACAUUUGGAGACCAAGCUGCUCAAAACCAAGAAUAUGGUCUUUACAGAGAAGGCAUGUUGGGCUCUUCCUUUGCAACUGGCAUGGAUUAUUAA
Lobosporangium transversale is the source of this 1276-nucleotide messenger RNA. RefSeq lists its product as hypothetical. The transcript has a single exon. The record is from RefSeq and is a predicted model, not a curated record. The coding region runs from base 41 to 1276 and encodes 411 amino acids. NCBI's taxonomy places the organism in Eukaryota, Fungi, Mortierellomycota, Mortierellomycetes, Mortierellales, Mortierellaceae.